This is a messenger RNA of Camellia sinensis, 634 nucleotides long. Lineage: Eukaryota; Viridiplantae; Streptophyta; Magnoliopsida; Ericales; Theaceae. The record is from RefSeq and is a predicted model, not a curated record.
GAGACUAAACUAAUUGGCAGUUCAAAAAAUGGCUUCAAUUGCUUCUCUUCAGACUCUAUCCUCAGUGCAUUCACAAAAGCAAGCAGCUUGGUAUCCAUCUCUCUCCAGCUUCUCAACUGGGUCGACAACAUUGGGUUCGAAAGUUGCAUCUUGGAAAAGGAAUGAGAAAAAGAACAAGAACAGAGCUUUGACGGUGGUCUCUGCAGUUGGAGAUGUAUCGGCUGAUGGCACAUCCUAUCUGAUUGCCGGUGCAGUUGCAGUGGCAUUGGUCGGAACUGCCUUCCCUAUCCUCUUCUCCCGCAAGGACUUAUGCCCUGAAUGCGACGGUGCAGGUUUUGUUAGGCGAUCUGGUGUUACCCUGAGGGCAAAUGCAGCUCGGAAAGACCAGACUCAGAUUGUAUGUGCUCGUUGCAACGGUCUUGGCAAGCUCAACCAAAUAGAUAAAUAGAUCGACUUUUGUAACCUUAAAACUCUUUCUUGGUAUAUGAAAUCUGGGGACUCCAAUGUGAACUUUUGUUUGAAUUGUGUCUCCUUUGAUGAUGAGCAUCAUGCUUGAUUCUUGUUAUCUCUUUUGAUGGCAGGGGCAUCAUGCUUGAUUCUUUUUGAGUAUUUAAUGAAUGCUUUAUUUGUUAUA